AAAAAAAAAGCAUUUUCUUUUCCUUUGGAAAACAGUUACGAAUAACAACAAACGCAGGAACCGCAAGAUGAGACUACGUAUAAAGCAUGCCGAGGGCACGUCUACGUUAACUGAUAUUGAUUCAAGUGACACUUUUUUAAAGUUAAAGGACCAAAUUAAAAAGACGAUUGGUUUGAAUAUGGUCCAAGAGAUACAAAUUUCUGGAGGGUACCCUCCCAAGGCGAUAAAUGGAUCCGAAAAUGAUAGUCUAUUUAAUAUUGGAAUAAGGGAUGGAGAUAGUUUGAAUGUAAAAGUGACGGGCACAACAGUGACAAAUCAGAAAGAUCAAACUCAACCAUUGCCAUCAAACGGUAUCAUAGCAUCAAGCAAUAAGAUUAUAAGCAACAACGCUAUUAAAGCGGACGAUGGAUAUCUUAUUCUUAGAGUUAUGGAGGAUGACAAUUCUUGUUUAUUUAGAGCAAUGGUGAUCCAAAAGACUUAUGUAUUGCAGAAGGACCCGAAAAUCGCAGCAGAACUUCGACAAGUGGUUGCCAGUGCCAUCCUAUCUGAUCCAAUAACUUACAAUGAUGUGACACUCGGUCAACCCAGAGAGAAAUAUAUGGAAUGGAUUCAACGAAAAAACUCAUGGGGUGGUGCAAUUGAAUUGGCGAUCUUUUCGAAUUACUUUCAAGUUGAAAUCGAUAGUAUCGAUGUACAAACUGGUAGAAUUGACAAAUUCGGCGAAGGACUUUACAGUGAAAGAGUCUUGAUUGUAUAUAACGGCAUACACUACGAUGCCUUAGCUCUUGCCCCCGAUCUGAACCUCGAUAUCGGAUACGAUCAAACCCAAUUUCCUACUACCAACAACAAUAUAUUGCUUACGGCCCAGGAAUUAGUGAGUCAUUUCAAGGCAAUGCACUUAUUUACCGAUAUUGCCAACUUCAGCAUCCGUUGUGAACAAUGCAAAAUUGGCCUCAGAGGCGAAAAAGAUGCGCAAGAGCACGCCACAAGGACAGGUCAUACAAGCUUCGUGGAAUACAAUACCAAUAAAUAGAAUAAAUAGCCGACUGAGGGCCUUAUUAGCUAGAUUUUGUACAGUCUAUUUUAUAUUAAUAAAUGAUAAUAAAUGCGCCGCUUUAUUAGUGAGCAUUAG
Molecule: messenger RNA, 1132 nt
Organism: Mycotypha africana
Lineage: Eukaryota; Fungi; Mucoromycota; Mucoromycetes; Mucorales; Mycotyphaceae
Exons: 11
Coding region: 68-1033 (321 amino acids)
Biological process (GO): protein deubiquitination; endoplasmic reticulum unfolded protein response
Cellular component (GO): nucleus; cytosol
Molecular function (GO): cysteine-type deubiquitinase activity
Source: RefSeq, a predicted model, not a curated record